Ornithorhynchus anatinus (platypus) is the source of this 921-nucleotide messenger RNA. Its product is annotated as olfactory receptor 5K1-like. Gene Ontology annotation, molecular function: G protein-coupled receptor activity; odorant binding; olfactory receptor activity. The record is from RefSeq and is a predicted model, not a curated record. NCBI's taxonomy places the organism in Eukaryota, Metazoa, Chordata, Mammalia, Monotremata, Ornithorhynchidae. Gene Ontology annotation, biological process: G protein-coupled receptor signaling pathway; sensory perception of smell. Gene Ontology annotation, cellular component: membrane.
AUGGAGUUUGUCUUGUCCGGAUUUACUGAUAAGUCAAGACUGCAGCUCUUCCUGUUUGUGGUGUUGUUGGUAACCUAUAUGAUAACCAUUGUGGGAAACCUUGGACUGGUGAUGCUAAUUUGGGUGGAACCUCGGCUUCACACUCCUAUGUACUUUUUUCUAGGCAAUCUGGGCCUUACGGAUGCUUGCUGCUCCUGCUCCAUUAUCCCCAAAGUGCUGAUGAACAUUGUCACUGGAAACAAAGCCAUUUCCCUCUCUGAAUGUAUGGUACUGUUUUAUUUUCUUUGUUUUGCUGAAACUGCAGAUUGCUUUCUCCUGGCAGCAAUGGCGUAUGACCGUUACAUAGUGAUAUUUAACCCCUUGCUCUAUCCUGUCAUGAUGUCCAAGAAACUCUGCAUUCAUAUUCAUUCAAUAGUAUUCAUAGCUGGUAACCUGCAUUCCAUCAUUCACGUGGGUUUCCUCUUUAGAUUAACUUUCUGUAGGUCUAACAUAAUCAGUCACUUCUACUGUGAUGCCCUUCCACUGUAUAGACUUUCCUGUACUGACCCAUACAUUAAUGUUUUGAUGAUUUUUAUCUUCUCGGGCUCAAUUCAAGUCUUCACGAUAACCACAGUCUUGGUCUCUUACCAUCGCAUUCUCUUCACAAUUUUGACCUUUAAAUCAAAAGAAGGCAGAGGAAGAGCCUUCUCCAUUUGUGCCUCCCACUUUCUAUCUGUCUCCUUGCUCUAUGGUUCCAUUCUAUUCAUGUAUGUUUGGCCUGGCUCGAUUAAAGAAGAGAAUAAGGAUAUACUGGUUGCUGUUUUUUACACAAUAAUAAUUCCCUUGUUGAACCCUUUUAUUUAUAGCAUAAGAAACAAGGAGCUAAUAAGUGUCUUUAGGAAAAUUAUGAAGAGGAGAAUAUUUUUUCAAGAAAUUGCUUGA